This is a messenger RNA of Loxodonta africana (African savanna elephant), 3176 nucleotides long. RefSeq names its product R3H domain and coiled-coil containing 1 (gene R3HCC1). Lineage: Eukaryota; Metazoa; Chordata; Mammalia; Proboscidea; Elephantidae. The transcript has 9 exons. Bases 521 to 1513 code for a protein of 330 amino acids. The record is from RefSeq and is a predicted model, not a curated record.
CCUCCGGCGCGCGAGGCGCGCAGGCUUCUGGGGACCCUUAGGGAAGCGGCGACGCGGCAGUGCGGCCGAGGCUCUCUCACCUGUCACCCUGGCCCUUCUUUGCUUGGACGGUGUUUUCCUUUCUGCAGCCGAAAAUGACUUUGUCCACCGCAUUCAGGAGGAGCUGGACCGCUUUCUGCUGCAGAAGCAGCUGUCAAAGGUACUUCUUUUCCCCCCGCUCUCCAGUCGCCUCCGGUACCUGAUCCAUAGAACAGCAGAGAAUUUUGAUCUCUUGAGCAGCUUCUCUGUUGGGGAGGGCUGGAGGAGGAGGACAGUCAUCUGUCACCUGGACAUCAGGCUACCCAAUUCAGAUGGCCUCUCUGGCCCCUGCCGCCCUCCUACCUCCCAUCCUGGCAAGUACCAUGGUCCUCGGCCCAACUCAAACCAGGGAGCGGCUGCUGGUCCCCGAGGGGCACGGGCUGGCCGGUGGCAUCGCGGACGCAAGCCCGACCAGGCUUUAUAUGUGCCCCGGGUGCUGCGCAUGCACGAAGAAGGGGCACAAACCCCUGCCCCAGGGCUCAAGGGAGAGGCUCCAGCUGAUGGCAUCCCAGAAGAGCCCAGAGAUGUUGGUGCUGGGGACCGCAACUCUGAUCAGGGACUCCCCCUGUUGAUAGCCCAGGCAACAGAGAACCUAACGGGCCCGGGCCAAAGUUGUGAGAAUGAUCCACUGCCAGACCCAGUUGGCAUUGAGGCCCCGGGGCCUGAGAGUCGCUCAGGAGAAGGAGAUGGGUUGGAGGUGGCCAAACAGCUUGAGUCGAGCCUACAGCUGAACCUGGUAGAGGGGAAUGAGAGUCAGCUGGAGAAGAGCGUGGCAACAGUGGAGGAGGAGAAGGAAGAGGAGGGCCAUGGCAGCUACUCUGAGGACGAUUAUAGUGAGCUGCUGCAGGAGAUAACAGACAACCUGACUGAGAAGGAAAUCGAGAUAGAGAAGAUCUAUGUGGACACAACCUCCUUUGUAGAGGGGCUGCCUGGAGAGAAGGACCUGGGCCACGUGGUGGAGAUCUAUGGCUUUGAACCAGCUCUCAAGACAGAGGACCUGUUGGCAGCAUUUUCUGAGUUCCAAGAGAAGGGCUUCAAGAUCCAGUGGGUGGAUGACACUCAUGCUCUUGGCAUCUUUCCCUGCCUGGCCUCAGCUGCCGAAGCCCUGUCCAGGGAUUUCUCAUUGCUCAAGAUCCGGCCCCUCACACAGGGAACCAAGCAGUCAAAGCUCAAAGCCUUGCAGAGACCAAAUCUGAAAGAGGGAGGAUUGGAUGAAAUAGCAUGGAGACCUGCCUGCUAUGGUGAUGGGCACACAAGGGGCCAAAGCUCCUGCAGCUGGCAAAGGAGAGACCACAGACAAACACAGCGGUGGCCCGGAGGCUGGUGGCCCGGGCCCUGGGGCUCCAACACAAAAAGAGAGAGCGGCCCGGGGUUGAGAAUCUCCUGCCCUGAGGCAGUGAGGCCCCCAAGCCUGGAUGCACGCCCCAAGCACUAACUUGGUGCCCAACACCAAAAGCCUUUACAGACACUACAACAGCCCUGUGCAGGCCAGAAUGAUUGUUGGAAUCCCACUGUGGGGCGUGGUGGGCUUUAGUUUGGUCUAAUUCUAGAAGUUGAAGAAAAAUAAAAACUUCAAAGUUGUAAUGUGAUUGCUUCCAAGUGUGAUGGUUUGCCAUGGGACACUAGGGGGUGCUGUCCAAUCUAUUUUAGCCUGGGGCUGCUAAAGAAAAAGCUGCUUCUGGGAGCUUGGCAGGUCAUUUUUUGCACAGGACCUGUCCAGUUUUUUGGGUGUAGGUUGCACGUCUUCUGUGACACCUGCACAGUCUCCCCUAACAACUUGGGUGUCCCAGCCUGCCGUCCUGUGCUGCACAGCAGCUGUGGGCUAAUGGCCCUAACCCUUUGGGCUGGUCCUAGUGGUACCUGUCAGUCCUGGUUACAGAAGGCUCCUUGCAGAAAUAAACAUGAACAAAGCCAAUAGGUGAAAUCUGAAACGCGUGCUGAGUUUGGUUCCUCACAUCUUUGUGGGACAGGGUCACAGUGCCCUCAUCUCCUGCUUUGGGUAGCAUUGGGCUGAGGCGGCUCUGGCUGGCACUUUGAGGUCAUUGUAGGCCCCUCAGUGGGUAUAUGCGUAUGUGGUAUAUGGCUUAGCAGGUUCUUGACACUAGUGGGGACCCCCACAUCUGGGGGAGAACGGCUGCUUCUGGGCCCUCCACCCUCCUGGCUGCUGACUUGCACAUUCUGUGUCACUACUCUCUUGCCUCAGAGCCCUUCUUUCUGCCUUUUUAGGAGACAUCUGUGAUUGUCUCAGUGCAGAUGUCCCAUCUGGUCCUAACAGCUACUGUUCGGAGGAAGCCUGCUGAGGGCGCCCACACUCUCAUAGAUGGUAACUUGGCCUUUGUCCUAGACUUCUUGGGAACAAUAAAUAUCCUGUCUGUAGGUCAGAGUUAGAGUAUCCUAUCCUGAUUUCUCUCCCCAAGGGUGCUAGAAAGAAGACAGGUGGACAGGAUUGACCUCUCCCUACUCUGUGACAAGUUUCUUUAAAAAACCAUGGUUCUAAAAGGCUAUUAGUUGUGUUUGUGUAUUUUUUGGUCAUCUCCUUAGACUGUUCUCAGAGGCCAGGAGUUGCUCCUUUUGUAGUCUGUAUUGAGUGAGGGCUCUUGUGGCCACAUUAGGUCCCUGGGUGGCACAAAUAGUUUGUGCACGUGAGAAAAGACCUGGUGAUCUGCUUCCAUAAAGAUUACAGCCUAAGAAGCCCUGUGGGACAGUUCUACUCUGUCAUAUAGGGUUACUGUGAGUUGGAAUCGACUUGGCAGCACACAACAACUAAUCUAAAGGUUGGUGCCUCGAACCAAUGGUACUGCAGAAGAAAGGCUUGGAGAUCUUCCAUAAAGCUUACAGCCAAGAAAACUCUAUGGGAGUUCUACUCUGUAGCACAUAGCAUGUGGGGUCGCCAUGAGUCAGAAUUGACUUGACAGCAAUGGUUUUUUUUUUUUUGGUGGCCACACUGGACUGUAGGGGACUUAGGUGCCCAGGUCACUGCAGGGUGAAACCAUAAGUUGACAAAGGGUAUCUGAAACUAGGCAGUUGCUGAGAGAACACAGGAACCCUGCUACUCAGUGGCUGGGUACAGUGGUUCAAAUGAAAUACAAGAUGCAUAU